AUGAAUAACAAUGACUAUUAUCGUCCAAAUAAUUCGAACGAUCAACAAUUUAUGCAUUAUUUGAAUACUUCCGCAUUACCAUUAUCAAAUUCUCGAAGAAUUUCUAAACUAUCUCGAAACAGUUGUCAAUAUAAUAAUACUACUAACACAGAUAUUUAUGGUGUCGGUCUUGAUGAAGCACAAAUGUUAGCAGCAGAAACAUUGAAAAAAUUAGCUGAAAUGGAGUUGAAAGUGAAAAAACCACGCAAAAUGUGUUGUUGUUUACAAACUAGUCAAUGUCAUAGAAAAUGUUUUAGAAAUAAUAAAAUCAGUCCAGAAGAAAACCUAAUUCAUAUUACAAAUCGUGGUGAAAUACUGGAGAAUCCAAAUAUUAUUUUUAAUUAUGUGAAAGCUAAUGAAACUGAGAGAUUAAGUGAAGUUUUAGCCUACAACUCAUCCAUCAUAAAUCAAUGUGACUCUAAUCAACGUACCUUACUUCAUUAUGCUGCAAUGAAAGGUUAUUUAGAAUGUGCAAGUAUUUUAAUUGCAUAUAAAGCAAAAGUGAAUGAACCCGAUGAAAAUGGUAAUCUUCCAAUACAUUUAGCUGUUAAAGAAGGACAUUUACUUGUAGUACGUUAUCUGCUAAGUGUUGACGCUACACCAACAAUUCCAAAUAAAGAUGGUCAAUUACCAAUACAUAUAGCAUGUGAAAAAAAUUAUUCUAGUAUAUUAAAGACAUUAUUAGAAUUGGAUAAUGUCGAUGUGAAUGCGAAAGGUGAACGUGGUGCAUCGCCGUUGCAUUACUGUUGUAUUCGUGACAGUGUGGAAUGUAUGGAAAUACUUUUGAACAAAGGAGCUAACAUAUUCGCCUAUGAUUUAGAACAUACCUAUCCAGUCCACGUGGCAAUUGCUAAUGUUAGUCGAAAAUGUUUAAAUUUAUUAUUCAAAAUGGAAGCAUAUUUACAAGCGAAAAAUUCAAAUCUACCAAUAGAAUCAAAUGAAGUAGUGAAACAGACAUUCUAUAAUAUGGACAUGCAACAAAUCAACCCAAUAUAUAAUAACAAUAAUAAUUUCGAAAAUCAGAUUAAAAAGAAAUCAGUCGAUUCAAAUCAAUCGACAUAUUUUGUUGAAAAUCACAAAGAGAAUCGUUUAAUUAAUCUGACUGAUUGUGAAGGUGAAACUCCAUUGCAUGCUGCAGUUACAUCAGGCAAUUCUGAUAUGGUUAAAUUUUGUUUAGAACAUAAUGCAUUUAUAUUAGCUAAACAAAAUGAUGACUCAACACCAAUUCAUUAUGCAUGUAUGAAAGAUGAUUUAGAAUGUGUUCAAUUGAUGUUCAAUGCAAAUCCAAAUAUUAAAUCGAUUGUAUUACAAAUGUCUGAUAAAAAUGGUUAUACACCACUACAUUUAGCUGCAGUUUAUAAUCAUGAUAAACUUGUUACUUAUUUAAUUGAACAAGGUUCACCUUUAGAAAUGACUGAAACAAAUGGAUGGACACCAUUAUUGUUAGCUGCUAUGAAAGGAGCUUUUCAAACAUGCAUUCAACUUUUACGUCUUGGUGCAAAUCCAAAUGCACAUGAUUGUAGUAAUCGUAAUCUGGUUCAUUUAUUAAUGUUAUUUCAAGGUCCAGGAAUCAGGACAAUUUUACCGGAAGUGAAUGAUGAAGCAUUAUUUAAACGAUUAGUUAAUGAAAAAGAUAAAUAUGGUACAACUCCAUUACAUUAUUCCACAAAAAUGGGUAAUUUAGGCGCAACUAUUACAUUUAUCCUACAUGGCGCCUCUGCAUUGGAACGUGAUAAUCAACGUAACACCUCAUUGCAUACAGCUGCUUAUUAUGGUCGUUUGCAUACAUGUGAAAAAUUGUUGAGUACAUCACAUGGGAUGCGUGCAAUGAAUUGUCCUGAUGCGAUUGGACGUUUACCAUUACAUGUGGCAGUGGAACAUGGACAUAUUGAAAUUGUGAAAAUGUUUAUUGAUCGUGGAUGUCUUUUUCGAAAAUGUCAUAUUGGUAAUACACCAUUACAUUAUGUUUCGAUUGGGGGUUGUUUAAAAACAUGUAAAUUAUUGUUACAAUCAAGUCCAUCAUUGUUAAAUCAAAUAAAUUUUCAUGGAAUGACUGCAUUACAUUAUGCUGCUAAAGAGAAUAAUGUUGAAGUAGUGGAUUAUUUAUUGACUUCGAGAGCAAAAAUUCUACCAGAUAAAGAUGGUACCUAUUUUGUGACUUAUGCAUUACAACGUAGAAAUUAUGAAACAAUGAAAGCGAUUGUAGCACAUGCACGUUGGCCAGAACUACAUGGAAUGUUAGAUAACACACCUCAAUGUCCAGUAGAUGGAUUUAUUCGAAAUAUGCCAUCGAUGUGCAAACUUGUUUUAGAUCAAUGUAUCAAAGAAAUCGGUACAAAGAAUACUCUUGAUCAUGAAAUAUUUUAUGAUUUUUCAAUACUUCAACGACCUAUGAAUCCUCGUGAAAAACCACCACAAAAUCCAAUGAAACGUAUCAAGUUAAUGGUCGAAUUGAAACGUGAAGAUUUAUUGAUUCAUCCUCUGUGUAAAGCAUAUUUAGAACGGAAAUGGCAAACCUAUGGACGUUGGGUACAAUUAUGUGUAAGUAUUUAUUAUGCUGUUUUAUUGUUGGCAAUUACAUGUUUGGUUUUGGGGCAUAGUCCAGUACGUCAUGUGGAAAAUAUUGAAAAAAUUUCAGUUUGUUCUGAUUUGUUAUAUGAAACCCCGACAAGAAUGUAUAUAUUUUCCACGGUUGCUGCAAUCAUCUUAGUUCUGACAACUUUGGAUUUAAACAUAAAAAUGUGGCAAUUAUUCUCACAAAAAUAUGAAUAUUUCAAAGAUUGGAAUAAUUAUUUAGGAUUUGUAUUGGAUGUAUUAGCUAUGACUUAUUCAACGAUGACAUUAAAAAAUCAUGUGAAUCAUCAUUAUGUUGAAUUAGGUGUGGUUGUUAUGUUUUUGGCAUGGUUUAAUUUUCUACUACAAAUGAUGAGAUUUAAACAUAUUGGAAUAUUUGUAGUGAUGUUUUUGCAUGUAUUUGCAACAGUUGGCAAAUGUUUAAUUGUAUUUUCAGUGGUUUUCAUUGCAUUUGCAUUAUCAUUUCAUGUAUUGUUUCGUGCACCAUCAUAUUAUUAUUCAGACAAUAUCACCAAUUCAUUCACACCGGAUCAUCAAUUACUACAACUGAAUGAAUGUUUUCCAAUGUUCAAUAGUAUUGAAUUCAAUCAAACAAAUCCAUUGAUAUCAUUAGAAUUGAAACCAUUCCAGUAUUUAAGUUUAUCAUUAUUUAAAACAUUAAUGAUGAUGGUUGGUGAAUAUGAACAUACACCGACUGUGAUUGAACCGCUGAUUGGGAAAACAUCCCUACAAUUACAUUAUCCAUGGAUUACAUUCUUCUUCUAUACAACAUUUGUAUUUCUAGUACCAAUUAUUUUAAUGAAUUUAUUAAUUGGUUUAGCUGUUGGGGAUAUUGAAAAUGUUCGACGAAGUGCAGUGCAACAUUUAAUUUCACAACAAGUUUAUUGGUUAGCUGAUUUAGAACCAAAAUUAACUGGGAUAUUUCGUUCGAAACUUUAUCAGCCAUAUUGGAAAAAGAAAACGAAAUUAAAUAAGAAGAAUACAGGUUUCUUAGAUAAAUCAUCUACAUCUGAGAUAACACAUGAAGAAAAUCUCAUACAAAAAUAUCUUAAACAAACAAUUAAAAAGUAA
Molecule: messenger RNA, 3684 nt
Organism: Schistosoma turkestanicum
Lineage: Eukaryota; Metazoa; Platyhelminthes; Trematoda; Strigeidida; Schistosomatidae
Source: the annotation of a GenBank genome assembly